GCAGUCAGCUCAGUCAGUCAGUCAGUAACGCUGAACCUGUCGUCGUCGCCGUUUAGUUUUUCUGUUACCGCAAAACGCUUCGAAUUUGUGUAUUUCGAAUUUUCAUUGUCUAUUUGUUUGUUUUUUUCGCGUGUGUGAGAACGUAAUUUCCAUGAAUUUUUGCGCUAUUGAAUCGAAAUUGAUGACGGUUCCAGUGCUUCAAUGAUUGCCAUUUCGCCGUGUGGCAAUUGCUCUUUGUGGAGCAUUCAAAUGAGCUUUUUGGAUCAGAGUUACGUCUCUGAUUACCAGUUCCAGUUUCGCUGGUUGCCCCCGAAAAAAAGCAGAAGCCAACUUGAAUACAAAUUAAAAAUUAUCUACUUCCUAACAAGUGAUGAAUGAAUGUCGGCUUAACCUUAGCCCGACCAUAAGAAGUGGAAAGAAGUUCAUUGAAAUUCUGUGAAAAGCGAAAAUAUAUCAAAAUAUUUGCAUGCUAAAAACUGUUUUCAAAGUGCUUGUGAUCGUUUUACCGGAGCUUAGUUUAUUUUAUACAUUUUCGAGGAAUUUUACGAACUGAUCGAUGAGCAGCAGCUAUAAGCCCCGCAGUAGUGACGAGGCCCUAGCCGAGCAGUUUAGCUUAGCCCGUGCCGGAAGUGGCACCAAGCCCCCGGCCACUCCCACCUACCGACAAAUAUCCGGCGCCAUGGCAACCCUGCCGCGCCAUGAUAACAACCACAAUCAAAGUGACAGCUCCAACCGCCUGCGCAGCGAUUCCACAGCCACGUCGCGAACCUGUGUUUAUAUUGGUGGGGCGCCGACGAGCGGUGGAACAGGAAAUGGUCAGAUAUCCGUGACCCUGGAUCGUCGGCAACCGCAACGAAUGUCCUGGCUGAAUAUGCGAAAGGCCAAGGCCAAUGAGACGGAUCUGCCUACGGUUACGCCCUCGCCCCAGACCACUCGCAGUUGCAUCUCCACGGUGUCCAGUGUGGUGGACAGUGGAGGCGGUCGUACUACCGCUACUUCUGGUCGCAUCAGCUCCAGCGGCAUCGUCACCCUGAGCGGCAGCAACAACACACUGAGCGAAAUCCAGGGUGGAUACCACGACAUGGAUCAUGACGCGGUGUCCAAGAACUUCUCCGUGUCGGCAUCUGCCCACUCCGCCCACAACAUAACCACGGCCAGCAAUGCCAAGUUGCUGCCCGCCGUCGAGGAUGAGUCCAACAAACAGACGAAAUGCUCGGUGUUCCGCGGUCUCGUGCUCUGUUUGUGCCUGAACCUGAGCUACGCGAACGUGGUCCGCUUCCCACGCGAGUUGGACCGCUACGGGUCGGCGUACCUGGUGCCGUAUGUGGUAUUGCUGUUUCUAGUCGGCCUGCCCAUGAUUCUGCUGGAGAUUUCAGUGGGCCAGUUCUUGGGCCAGGGGGCGGCGCACACCUGGCGUGCCUCGCCCAUUUUCAAAGGAGCCUGCAUUAUCAGUCGCUUCGCCUCUUGGCUUUCGGCCAUUUGGGUGUCCUUGCAGGCCGUGCUGGCACUGGCCUACAUAGGGAUGUUUGCCUCCAAUGACCUGCCAUUCCGGGAAUGUGCCGGACCCGUGAGGUUGCGAAUGAGUGGCUAUCUCCUGACGGGAACCAGUGGACAGGAGUGUCUGCAGCAGACCUUCCUAACACCCUUUUGGCGUAAUCCCAUGUACUUUGGCCUCCUAGCAGCCGGAUUGAUUGGUCUUUGGAUAGUGGUAAUGCUGUGCACGCAUAAUGCCAAGAUCCUGCGACGCAGCAUCUUCGUCUAUGGACUAGCCGGUCUGACACUGCUUUGCACUCUCACUGGUUGGGAGGUGCGCAACUCCUUUACACGUCACUACUUCCCGGAACUUUGGGGCUUCGAUGCCACUUUGCUGACCGAGAGCAACAUCUGGUUCAAUGCCCUGAUGCAGGUCCUCUUCUCGGUGAACUGUGGCUUUGGAGCCCUGCCCAUGGUCACGGGCAAGUUCCUGUACAAAGGAGACGCCGUGAGAACCUCGGUGGUUUACCUCUGCUUCAACCUGCUGAUCAACGCCAUUGCCGUGACUCUGUUCAUGGUCCAGUUCGAUCUCUCGGCCAAUGGCUACCAAAAUAUGGAGGAGCUAAAGCCGCUGACCGCCAUUUACGAUCGGGUGUUGAAUGGCUCCCGGGAGGGUGACAGCCAUUUGCUGCAGCAUUUGGUUCCAUCGUUGAUUUACGUCUUGAUUAUCCUCUCUGCCAUGGUCUCCAUUACGGUGGCGGUCUACACCUCCACGCGUCUCGUGCCUAGACGUCCUAACUAUGUGAUCUGCCUAAUUGGACUUGUGGUGGCGGUAAUUUCCUUUGCGGCGCCAAAGUUCCUCAUCGCCCGCGUGCUGGACUCGCGACUGGUGGGCACCAUGGUGGUGACGGCCUUGGUGUUCGAGCUGAUUGCCAUAACUUGGAUCUAUGGAGCCAAGAACAUCUACACCGAUCUGGAGUUCUCGAUCGGACGUCCCAUCUUCCGAGUCUGGAUGUGGUUGUGGGUCAUCUGCCCGGCCAUACUAACUGGAAUUCUGGUUUGGUGGUGUGCGGACGAUGAUCAGUACGAUCUGCUGGCGGAGUAUCUGCCACGUUGGGCACCAAUUCUUUUUGUGUUGGCCGUGAUAGUGAUUAUCGCCUGUGUGCAGAUCUUCCGACAGGUGGAGUACAAUUUCUUUGGAAUGAUCUGCGAGGCCUCCAAGCCGGCGAAGGAAUGGGGACCAGCGGAUCCCUUAGCCCGUCACUCCUGGAAGCAGUGGCGCUCCGUUUGCCAAGAUACAGGACGCAGGGACUUCACCCUAAGGAGAAGGGGAACCCGGGACUACACGCACUCCAUCAAGAAGGGUCAGUACUCGAGUGCGACAAAGUAUGGAGUUCAGAAUGGAGGUCAAACACAGACGCCCAUGCAUCAACAGCACUGGAAGUCAUCCACACCGGGGAACAGUUCUCCCAACUACAGUGGAUCCAUGUUUGGGGAUUCAGCUAUCGAAGAAGAUAUCAGUGUGGAUAAGUUUCCGGGGAUCACGCAGCAGCAGUAUGUGCCUUUCCAGGCUAGUGAUACGAAGCCCACGAGGUAUUCCCAGAGGAUGAGGCAGACUGCUCAGCCGCAGACCCAAACACAGAUGCGACCGCCCAGGGAAUCGGUGGAGAAGCAUCGCGAAGUGGUGUACAUACGUCGCCUGUCCGACGGAGGAAGCGGUACAGGCCAUGCCACAAGGAUAGAGAUCUCGCCCUCGAACGAAUCUAUAACCUAUGGCAAUGGCAAGAGCAACAAUAACUCCGCUUUGGCCAUGUCUCGGAACCCGCUUGGCCGCUCCACGGGAUGUCUGGCCGCUCCCGCCCAACCGCCGCCGCCCAGCGUUCAUGUAAAGCGGUCGGCCAGCUCGGUGGUCAACGUCAACUCGCACAAAUUGCCGCCACCUGCGACCGCUGGUGGAGCGGCGGAUCACAUUUGCUGGCGAAAGUUCAACGUCAAACCGGAAGAGUAUUCCACGGAGCUGUGAAAUCAGGGGAGAACUAGAACCAGAAGUAGGAAUAAGAAACGAAGCAUUCACAUUCAAAAAGACUUGUUGCAUCCAAAACAAACGUAUCUGUAUCUGUAAUCCGUAUUGCACCUAAGGCACACCUAACUUUAAGCUACGAAUAACGAAGCAUGUCCAUAUGGAAAGUGUAUCUUCUAGUUGCGAGCUGUAAAUAGAGAGAGAGAGAGAGAGAGAAUGGAGAGAAGAGCAUCCCUAGAUAUAGUUCUACGAUCUAGUUCCUUAGCUUAAGUCGAUAAAAUUCCGUGGUCAUCGUUCUUCAUCUGGAAAUCAGGAGCAGGAAAUGAAGGAGUACACACUUAGUCUAAGCACGUUGAACUAUCAUGGAUUCGAGUGCCUGAAAAAAACACGAAAUAACUGAAAUAACCCUAAGCAUCUACAGUUCUUAGGUAGUCCGUAGUCUUAUGACCCCAUAAACUAAGCAUCCAUUGUAAAGUUACAUAACAAAAACAAAAACACAACGAUUUCGAAAACGAUCUUAUGUAAUAAAUAGUACGAUUAGUAAAUUAUGA
Messenger RNA from Drosophila eugracilis, 4044 nucleotides. RefSeq names its product sodium-dependent nutrient amino acid transporter 1 (gene blot). Gene Ontology annotation, cellular component: membrane. Gene Ontology annotation, biological process: sodium ion transmembrane transport. NCBI's taxonomy places the organism in Eukaryota, Metazoa, Arthropoda, Insecta, Diptera, Drosophilidae. The transcript is spliced from 6 exons. Bases 557 to 3496 code for a protein of 979 amino acids. The record is from RefSeq and is a predicted model, not a curated record.